ACUCUAUGUAUACGUAUGUACCUUUACACUGUUAGGCAAAGGUUGCAUAUGUUAAUAAGGAGUAUCUAAAUUAAUAAAUAAUAAAUCUUGUGAGGAAGAGAGAAGGUGAUCUUGAGAGAAGAUGAUAAUCCUUGAGGUGUAAUGUCCUACAUAGUAGGGUGCCUUAUUGUAUGAAUAAAUUAAAUUAAAUUUAAAUUAAAUUGUAGACAAGUCAUAAAGCAAUACUUUUAACAGAAACCCAUCCAAAUUUAACGAAAUGACGUAUUUAGUUGACUUCCUGUUCAGAUAAGUAGUCUACGUUUUUUGAUGAGAAAAACGAUCGGUUAGGUAUACAAACACACAAAAAACAUGAACUGAACCAAGUUUCAUUUCAAUUCUGGACUUGAACGUGAAACAUUGUAGUCGCAUUUGUAUGUUUUACUUUUGAAAGAUGGAACAAGAACCAACUUCUCCUAAAUUACGAGAAGCUAUCGAGUGCACAAUUUGCCUUGAUGUUCCUCCCUCGCCGAUACACAACUGUGACAAUGGACACAUUAUCUGUGGAAUUUGUGCUAAAAAAGUUAAAAAGUGUGGAUUAUGUGGAUCUGACCUUCAAGUUUCUACUCUUGCAGAAAGACUUUCUCGACAAUUUGAUCUCAAAUGUAAAUGUCCAAACUUGUCGGCUGGAUGCUUAACUCCAAUAUCGGCAGCAAAUCUAUUAAGUCACCUAGUUAGCUGUUAUUACCGCGACGCAACAUGUCCAAAAAAAAAAUGCGACGGAUUAAAAAUCCCAUUACAAGACUACCCCCAGCAUCUACUCCAGGAUCAUAAAGUAACCUGUGUAGGGGGACAUAAUACACGAUUUAUUCACAUCGUCCAUGGAAAAUUUAAAAGCACAAGUUCACGUGCCAUCCCUAUCGAAAUCACGUACAAAGAUGGAAAGACUUUCCUCCUCCAUUGUUUCAUCCAGACCGAUGUGAUGUAUUUCUGGACAACAAUUUUGGGAGAUUCUCAAGAAUCUGAGAGGCACUCGUACCAGUUCAAAAUUUGGAACGAGACGAAAGGAGGCAGAAAGAUUGAGUGUUGUUGGACACUUCCCGUCUUUGCGUUCCAUGACCACUCCAAAUUCAAGGCUCCUUCUCCAUUCUACGUCUGCAUUCCUGUUCCAAUGCUUCUCCAGUUUUGCACGGUCAGCGAAUCCGAACCCCCUGAACCUGACAAAUACGAAUUUAAUACGCAACAUUUGAUAUUGUGAAUAAAUCAAUUACGAUACCUAUUUAGACUUUUUUAAUAAACGGGUUCUUGAAAUAUAUAUAAGUAUGUACAUAUGUAAAUAACUGUAAGUAAUGGAUUUAUUCAUUCUGCACAAAGAAUACUGUACCAAUACCAAUAAUAUGGCAAAAUUGGAGUUUA
Molecule: messenger RNA, 1392 nt
Organism: Folsomia candida
Lineage: Eukaryota; Metazoa; Arthropoda; Collembola; Entomobryomorpha; Isotomidae
Product: E3 ubiquitin-protein ligase SINAT3
Exons: 5
Coding region: 431-1234 (267 amino acids)
Biological process (GO): multicellular organism development; proteasome-mediated ubiquitin-dependent protein catabolic process
Cellular component (GO): cytoplasm
Molecular function (GO): ubiquitin conjugating enzyme binding; ubiquitin protein ligase activity
Source: RefSeq, a predicted model, not a curated record